Molecule: messenger RNA, 1256 nt
Organism: Glycine soja
Lineage: Eukaryota; Viridiplantae; Streptophyta; Magnoliopsida; Fabales; Fabaceae
Exons: 3
Coding region: 1-885 (294 amino acids)
Source: RefSeq, a predicted model, not a curated record
AUGCAUGCCAAGACAGACUCGGAGGUAACAAGCCUGGAUGCGUCGUCCAGCACAAGGUCUCCUCGGCGAGCAGUGUACUACGUUCAGAGCCCUUCCCACGAUGGGGAGAAAACGACGACGUCGUUGCACUCCACCCCUGUUCUCAGCCCCAUGGGUUCCCCUCCUCACUCUCACUCCUCCUCCAGCCGCUUCUCCGCUUCACGCCACCGCAAUAACCAUAAUAAUAAAUCUUGGAAGGGCAUCGACGUCAUCGAAGAAGAGGGUCUUCUCCAAUCCGAAUUAGAUCGCCAACAUUCUCUCUCUCGUCGAUACUAUUUCCUCGCCUUCCUCCUCGGCUUCUUCCUUCUCUUCUCUCUCUUCUCUCUCAUCCUCUGGUGUGCCAGCCGACCCAUGAAGCCCAAAAUCCUCAUCAAGAGUAUAAAAUUUGACCAUCUCAGAGUUCAAGCUGGUUCCGAUUCCAGCGGAGUAGCCACCGACAUGAUCACCAUGAAUUCCACCGUCAAAUUCACUUAUCGCAACACUGGAACAUUCUUUGGGGUCCAUGUCACAUCCACACCUUUCGAUCUCUCCUAUUCAGAUAUUGUAAUUGCUACGGGAAAUUUGAAGAAGUUCUAUCAGUCAAGGAAGAGUCAGAGAUUAGUGAGUGUGGCGGUGAUGGGGAACAAGAUCCCGUUGUAUGGAGGAGGUGCUAGCUUGAGUAGCUCAACCGGUGUGCCCACGCUGCCUGUUCCUUUGAAUUUGACCUUUGUCAUUCGAUCCAGAGCUUACGUGCUUGGGAGAUUGGUGAAGCCCAAGUACUACAAAAGGGUUCAAUGUUCCAUCAAUUUGGAUCCCAAGAAGAUUAAUGUUCCAAUUUCCCUCAAGCAUUCUUGCACCUAUGAUUGAUUGAGUCGCAAGUGAGGAAAGGAAUUAAGAAGCAGCACAUGGGAAAGAAAAAUAUUUUUUUUUACUACUAUUCCUUCAUGAUUCGUUGGUUUUCUAUCUUGGCUGAGGAAAGUAAUGUGUAUACAGCUCAUAGGGCAGGAUUGGAAGGACGCGUGCGUCCUUUGUUUUUUUUGCACAUUUUUGGCUGCCUCAAUAGUAUGCACAGACGUGAUGGAUACUGAAGAUAAUUAAAGGCAUGUUGGAUUUUUUCUUUAAAUAAUUUUGUCCCAUCAUGUAAAAGGAAGAAAUAAUGUUAUUAUGUAGUACUUAAUCUUCAAUGUUGUUUUCAUUUUUCAGAUAAUUAUAGCCGCCGAGAAAUUUGACCUUUUUUU